Setaria italica (foxtail millet) is the source of this 1200-nucleotide messenger RNA. RefSeq lists its product as uncharacterized. NCBI's taxonomy places the organism in Eukaryota, Viridiplantae, Streptophyta, Magnoliopsida, Poales, Poaceae. The record is from RefSeq and is a predicted model, not a curated record. The transcript has a single exon. The coding region runs from base 1 to 1200 and encodes 399 amino acids. Gene Ontology annotation, molecular function: protein binding.
AUGGAUCCGCCGCCGCUGAGGCCGCCUCUGAUGGAGGAACUCGUCGAGGAGGUGCUCCUCCGCGUCUCGCCGGACGACCCCGCGACCCUCGUCCGCGCCGCGGUCGGCUGCAAGCGCUGGUGCCGCCUCAUCUCCGGCGCCACCUUCCGCCGCAGGUUCCGCGAGCUCCACCCCGCGGCCCCCAUGCUCGGCUUCCUCUACGCGCGCAGGUCCGGCACCGACUUCGUGCCGGCCUCCUCCUUCCGCCCGCCCCACGCCUUCCGGGAGGACUGGAACGCGAUCGACGCCCGCCACGGCCGCGUGCUGGUGGUCGCUUUGGAGUCGUUCUCGCCCACGGGGACGAGGUUCAUCGUGUGGGACCCCGUCACCGACGGCGCGCAGAGCCUGCCUAUUCUGGAAUUCCGGCCCUAUUCAUGGGGUGACGCGGUUCUCUGCGCAACGGCAGGCUGCGACCAUCUCGACCGCCGCGGGGGCCCCUUCCUCGUCGUCGUCGUUGUCACAGAUGUGUCACAGAUGCGCACGUCCGCCUACGAAUACUCAUCCGACCAAGGUACAUGGAGCGAACCGAUCACAGUGCAGCACCCCAACGACUGGAUCAUGAUUAGACUGCACGCCCAUGUGGGGAAUGCUCUGUACUUCAACUACGGGCUGAUGAUCCUCAAGUAUGAAUUGGGAAAGCGAGAACUGGCGUUCAUCGAUCUACCAUCAGAAUUCCAUGCACGGCACAUGGUCCUCAUGCAAGCGGAGGAUGGUGGGCUGGGAUUCGCCACCAUACAGGAGUCCAAGCUGUCUCUGUGGUCGAGGGAGGCUGGUGCGGACGGAUAUGCUGGAUGGGCACAACAGAGAGUCAUCGACCUUGAUAAGCUGCUACCAGUUUCGGAUUGUAACAUCUCAGUCUCACCUUAUGUGUAUGCUGCACGCCCACCUUACGUGGUUGCCGUCGCGGACAAUGUCGGUGUCAUUUUCAUAGGGAAGGAUGAUGGGCUAUUCACUGUUCAUCUAAACUCCGGCCGGGCUGAGAGGAUAGUAGUAGAGUCCAAUUCCAACUUCAAGGUUGUUCCCUACGUGUUAAAUAUGGACUCAUUUUUGCUACACAAUCUACUUUGCAGGCCAGGCCUCAGUGGACUGCAUAUUGGUUACCUUUUUGGUUGGCUAAAUGAGAGUACGUUGCGAUGCAGAAAUGUGUUUCUUGUUCCUUGA